AUGACACUCUAUUACAGUCUUGUCUUUGUGCUCCUUGUAGCAGAGAUGGCACUUUUCAUGCUUCUCAUCGUUCCUCUGCCUUUCACCAUCCGCAGAAAGAUGUUUACUUUCAUAAGCGAAAGUCGACUGGUAGCAAAAUUACAGUACGGGAUGAAGAUUACGUUCAUCUUCAUCCUGAUUCUGUUCCUCGACAGUGUGAACAGAGUAUAUCGGGUUCAAGUCGAGUUAGCAGAGGCCAACAAAAAUCAAGCUGGUAACCCUGUCCUUGGUCAUGAACGCAUGGAAGUACAAGCCCGUAAAUUCUAUUCUCAACGUAACAUGUACCUCUGUGGUUUCACGCUUUUCCUCUCCUUGAUCCUCAACCGAACCUACACCAUGAUCCUCGAAGUUCUCCGCUUGGAAGAGAAGGUUAACCGUUACGAAGGUACCGGCAAGACCGGCGGAAAGGAUUCUGAAAAAUUGGACCGUGCCGGAAAUGCUGGAGAAAUUGGCAAGCUUAAGAACUUGUUGGCCCAAAAGGAGAGAGAUAUUGAGACCCUCAAGGAACAAUCGGCCAGAAACAAGCAGUUCUCUGAUGACAUUCUUGAUAAGGCUCAAGCUGGUGAACCAUCUGCUGGUAGCAGAAAAGAGAAAUAAAUUGGUUUCUUGAUAUGCCGGGCGCUUUGGCGAACUACAUCGACGAAUCAAUACUAGGGAAUGGAUGAAUGGAAAGAAUGAAUAUGGUGGUGCCGGAGUGGACAAUCUGGGGACGGAGCAGGGCAGGGAGUGAGGAUGAAGCGUGUCUUUUUUGAUGGUUCAUGACGGGAAAAGUUGGCUUUCAUGAGUUUUAGUGGCGUAUCCAUGAAAAAGGAAAAUACAAAUAUGGUAUGAAUUAACACGAUUGUUGAACAUGAUAUGUGUUGGGCUCUAAAUUUGGGCCUGAUCAGAGAAACAGACUCGAAUGCUAAACACUGUUACUCUAAAAUUCCUGUUCUGAUUGCCCUUCUCGUUUUUCUUUAACUCCUUUGUGAUUUGCUCACUUGCGUCGUUGAUACACCUCGCUCCGUCAAGGAACACGCCCAUGAGAUUGACGUUAUGCAUGUAGAUGAAAAUCCAUCCAAGCAGUCAC
This is a messenger RNA of Botrytis sinoallii, 1108 nucleotides long. RefSeq lists its product as uncharacterized. Gene Ontology annotation, biological process: intracellular protein transport; endoplasmic reticulum to Golgi vesicle-mediated transport. The record is from RefSeq and is a predicted model, not a curated record. Bases 1 to 636 code for a protein of 211 amino acids. Gene Ontology annotation, cellular component: endoplasmic reticulum membrane; endoplasmic reticulum. The transcript is spliced from 4 exons. NCBI's taxonomy places the organism in Eukaryota, Fungi, Ascomycota, Leotiomycetes, Helotiales, Sclerotiniaceae.